AUGUUCUACACCUGUAGCCUCCAUGCCUGUCUCGAGUGCCAGCGCCGCAAGAUCCGAUGCGACGGCAAGCAGCCGUGUAACCGGUGCCAGUCCAGCCGCUCCCGGAGGCGGUGCGUGUAUGAGCAGCAUCGCCAGCGCCUCGUCCCGUCCCGAAAGUCACUAGAAGAGCUGUCACGGAGCCUCGAAGAGUGCCGCUCCGUGCUGCGGCGUCUCUAUCCCAACCAUGACGUCUCCCACUUGCUAUCCUUAUCACGCCAGGAGCUCUGUGACCUCCUAAAUCAGCCGGCUCAGCAAGAAACUGCUGAGCUGUCGCCGGCCCCGCCCUCUCCCAAUGACGAUCAGCAGCACCCCAAGGAGCUCGAGCAGAUGCCCGCUCAGAACUCUCAGUGGGAUGAGGAGCGAAGAGAACGGGACCCGUUGCCGGCCGAAGCUGACGAUGUAAACGCCCUGUCUCUCACCAUGGACAAACAGGCUACUUCCUACCUCGGCGCCUCGUCGGUCAAAGUCGCUUUGACAGUCAUGCUUCAGAUCCAACCCCAGUUACAGCUGUUGCUUGCCUCACAAUCGUCUCCUGAUGCCUCUGGUGACGAAAACGCACGCAGCAAGAUUCCUCCUUUCCGUGCAGCCAUCAAGUCCACAAAGAAGCAGUCUCCUAUUCCGUGGACAUACAAGGGGCAGGCUCUUGUCGAUGCCUACUUCAAACGCGUCCACGUCCUGACCCCCUUGGUGGAUGAGGCUUCCUUCCGGAAGCAUUACAACGAGGGCCGGCGAUGCGAUGCCCCCUGGCUCUCCCUGCUCAACAUGGUCUUUGCCACGAGCAGCGUCAUGUCCACGCCAUCGAGCAACUUGAGCCACAUCAAGUACUACAACCAAGCCAUAGAGCAUAUCCAUCUCAGUGCGUUUGGGAGCAGCCACAUCGAGACCAUCCAUGCCCUGGGGCUUCUUGGGGGCUACUACCUGCACUACAUCAACCGCCCAAACAUGGCCAACGCCAUUGUCGGUGCCACGCUCAGAAUGGCCACUGCCCUAGGCCUGCAUCGCGAACCACCACCGGAGGAGUCACAGUCCGAUCCUGCUGCUGUUGAGGCACGGAGACGCACCUGGUGGACGUUGUUCUGCCUCGACACUUGGGGCACCACGACUCUGGGACGCCCUUCGUUUGGGCGAUGGGGGCCGGCGAUAAACAUUCAGCCCCCUGAGCUUGUUACAGAGAAUGAAGAGCACGACUCUGCACAAUUCGGAGGCAUCAUGCCUUUGCUCGAAAACAUCAAGUUCUGCAAGAUUGCGACCAAGAUUCAAGACAUGCUCGCAGUCACGCCUCUUCUCAAGUAUGAAGAUCGAAAUCAUCUAGACAGCCUUCUUGUCGACUGGCACAACAAUCUCCCCUGGCUUCUCCAGUCUACGGAGCCCUGUGUAGAGCCACUUCAUCUUGCGCGAAGCGUCAUGAUAUGGCGGUACUGGAAUUUGCGCAUGCUGCUCUACCGCCCUGUUCUUCUUACUCUGGCCAGCAAGGGUCAGUUGCCCAUGUCGGAGCAAGAUGUGGCCGCUGUGGAGAUUUGCCAGGGCGCCGCACGAGAGACGGUGGACAGUGUCUCCAAGGGGUGGAUGCGUCAGCAGAUGUCUGGAUGGAACGCCGUGUGGUUCUUGUAUCAAGCAGCCAUGAUACCACUGGUCAGCAUUUUAUGGCAGCCCGAUAGCCCGGCCGUUGUCGAGUGGCGGGCCCAGAUCGAGUCGACGCUGGAGCUGUUCGAGGCCAUGAAAGAUUGGUCUCUCACAGCACGCCGUAGCCGAGAUGUUGUCAGCCGCCUGCUCGAGGCCAGUUCCAAGAUUUCCAACACAGGACAAGGGGUGGCGCCAAGCGAUGAUGCGAGCGGGUUCUGGGGGGUCGACGACGGAACAGACACCAUGGGCUCGACUGGAUAUAGCACCGGCGACAUUGUCAACAUGCUGGAUCAAGACUGGCCGUGGAACAUGGACUUGGACGGGCUGGUUUGGGGACAGCAGAUUCCCCUGCUGGAGGAAGACAACCUGGACAUCGAUGCUGGGAUUGAUGAGGGCGUCAUGGGCGUGGAUUAUCUGUCGCUGGCGACGGAGCAAAGUGAUGCUAUACCGCCGCCGUGA
Molecule: messenger RNA, 2121 nt
Organism: Trichoderma citrinoviride
Lineage: Eukaryota; Fungi; Ascomycota; Sordariomycetes; Hypocreales; Hypocreaceae
Product: N-terminal binuclear Zn cluster-containing protein
Exons: 5
Coding region: 1-2121 (706 amino acids)
Biological process (GO): DNA-templated transcription; positive regulation of transcription from RNA polymerase II promoter by galactose
Cellular component (GO): nucleus
Molecular function (GO): RNA polymerase II cis-regulatory region sequence-specific DNA binding; zinc ion binding; DNA-binding transcription factor activity, RNA polymerase II-specific
Source: RefSeq, a predicted model, not a curated record